AUGGCGCACUACACCCCCUCCUCCACCGCCGCCGACCAAGGCAAGACCACCACCAUCGCCGGCUGGACCAUCACAACACACAAGCUGCCCAUCCUCAAGUCCGGCGAGAUCGAUGCCAUGACGCAGACGCUCGGCAUCGCCCCGCCCGAGAUGAUCUUUGGCAACAACGGCGUGUCCAUCCAGCACGACGCCAGUGGAUGGGGCGUCACCUUCAAUGCGCUCGACGCCCUCAGCGGCGUCGAUAAGACGGGCGAGAGCAUGCUGAAGGUGGCCUACAGCGAGAGCUGGACAAAGAUGAGGGAGCGCGUGCAUGAGGAUAUUAGGGAGGUGGUGAAGCCGUUCGACUGGACGUAUACCACUGCCUACAGGGGGAGCGUGCCGGAGACGGCAACCCCGCAGUUUACGCCGACAGAGGAGACGAUACCGUUUGACCGGCUCAAGCGGCCGGACCCGAUCCUGCUUUUUGACGAGAUUGUGCUCUACGAGGACGAGCUGGCGGAUAAUGGCAUUGCGAUCCUGAGCGUCAAGAUCCGCGUGCACCCCGAGCGCCUGUUUGUGCUGUCAAGAUUCUACCUUAGGCUCGAUGGCGUGCUGGUGCGCGUGCGCGAUACGAGGGUGUUUGUGGAGUUUGCGACGGGGGAGGUGUUGAGGGAGUAUCAGGCGAGGGAGGAGACGUAUGCCAAUGUUCGGAAUAAAAUGUAUGGGCGUUCGCCGGAUGAGAUACCGGGAUUGAUGAGGGACCCGCAGUAUGUGUGCGAGUUGACGCCUGUGGUGGAGACGCUCAGGGAGAAGGCAGUUGUCGGCGCUGCUGUUUCUGGGAGCGGGUAG
This is a messenger RNA of Morchella sextelata, 828 nucleotides long. RefSeq lists its product as uncharacterized. The transcript has 3 exons. The coding region runs from base 1 to 828 and encodes 275 amino acids. Gene Ontology annotation, biological process: TOR signaling. Gene Ontology annotation, cellular component: cytosol. Lineage: Eukaryota; Fungi; Ascomycota; Pezizomycetes; Pezizales; Morchellaceae. The record is from RefSeq and is a predicted model, not a curated record.